Molecule: messenger RNA, 2845 nt
Organism: Callorhinchus milii (elephant shark)
Lineage: Eukaryota; Metazoa; Chordata; Chondrichthyes; Chimaeriformes; Callorhinchidae
Gene: unkl
Product: unk like zinc finger
Exons: 16
Coding region: 1-2454 (817 amino acids)
Molecular function (GO): metal ion binding
Source: RefSeq, a predicted model, not a curated record
AUGCCGUCGGUUUCGAAAGCGGCGACUGGCGCUUCUCCUCAGACGGAGAAACCGUCUCACUACACAUACCUGAAGGAGUUCCGGACGGAGCAGUGCCCGUUGUUCCUGCAGCACAAGUGCGCGCAGCACAGGCCCUUCACUUGCUUUCAUUGGCAUUUCCUCAACCAGAGGCGCAGGAGACCCAUCAGGAGGCGGGACGGUACCUUCAACUACAGCCCGGACGUUUAUUGCACCAAAUACGACGAGACGACGGGGAUAUGUCCGGACGGGGAUGAUUGUCCAUAUCUUCAUCGAACAACUGGAGACACAGAAAGAAAGUAUCAUCUACGCUAUUAUAAGACGGGUACGUGCAUCCAUGAAACCGAUGCUCGUGGGCACUGUGUGAAAAAUGGCCUUCACUGUGCAUUUGCUCAUGGCCCACAUGAUCUUCGACCUCCGGUGUAUGAUAUAAGGGAACUCCAGGCGCAGGAAGCUUUACAGAAUGGACAGCUCGGGGCAGGAGAAGGGCUUCCUGACCUACAGCCCGGUGUUCUGGCCAGCCAGGCCAUGAUAGAAAAAACCCUGUCUGAAGAUCCUCGAUGGCAGGAAACGAACUUUGUGCUAGCAAAUUACAAGACAGAACAAUGUAAUAAACCUCCUAGACUCUGUCGUCAAGGCUAUGCUUGUCCUCAUUAUCACAACAGUCGGGACAGAAGGAGGAACCCUAGAAAAUUUAAAUAUAGAUCAACGCCAUGUCCCAAUGUAAAGCACGGGGAUGAAUGGGGUGAGCCCACCAAAUGUGAGAGUGGAGAUAACUGUCAGUACUGUCACUCUCGCACCGAGCAACAAUUUCAUCCCGAGAUCUACAAGUCUACAAAAUGUAAUGAUAUGCGUCAGACUGGAUACUGCCCCCGCGGGCCUUUCUGUGCAUUUGCUCAUGUUGAACGGAUUCCGUCUACUGAAGAGGUUCAGAUCAUGAAUCAGGUCGCCUCCAUGAUGCAGGCAGGACCUGGAGCAGGAGCUCAACCCAAGCAAAGCACUCGGCUUUAUUCUACCGAAAGUCUGGGAUCUGCAAAUGACUGGGGCACGAGUAUAAACUCUUCUAAUAACGGACAGGCAGGAAAUGUUUCAUCCUCCAGCAGCCCAACGGUUACAUCCAGUUCAGGUAGUAACAGUUCAUUGUCUCCCAUUGGACGAAUAAGUCGGCUCAAAUCUUUCACUAAUGGUAGUUUAUGUUCAGAUCCAGCGACGUCCAGUGUCUCCUCACCAACAUCAACAUAUCCCAAAGCACCAGGGUUUGAACGGGAAGAUCAGGCAAAGCAACAAAAGAACCAAACACUAGAGAAUAACCAGAAAUUAAAUGAACAAGAUGGGAAACAGAAUCUUUUAAGUGUGUUUUCAGUGGUGAACCCACUGACCUCCAGUAUAACGUCUAGUCUGGCAUCUAGUAUUGGAUCAGACACUUCAUCCCCCUCCACCUUGUCAACAAUGAAUGCCAAAGCAGUUCCGUUUUACCCCGCUAGCAAUACAGUAGAAUCAGUAAUUGGUUCUGCUUUAGAUUUGCAUUUUAGUGAUGUAAACGUUGCCUCUCUUGAUAAAGAAUUAGAGGAUCAAGAUAACAGUGACAUAGGAUUAAAAGGUCAGAGGCUAUUAGGCAGCUCGGCUCCUGUGAAUAUUCCGGGAUCACUCGCUCGGUCCUCCUCCUUACACUCUUCCUCCUCCCUGUCGGCCUCUCCACUCGGCUCCCUCUCCCAGUCCUUCCUGUCGUCCAGCAUGGCCCCACAGCAGCCAUCACAGCAAUCCUCAAAGUCUGACCACACACUUCUGGGCACCUCGGCCUCCUCCCACAGCUCCUUAGGUUUAAACGGUGUCAGCGGCAGCAUCUGGGAUCACUUUGUGAGCGGGAACUUUUCGCCCACCCCCUCCCCCGUGUUCAGCAGCAGCAACACCAACGCCAACAGCGGCUCCAGCAGCAACGAGCUGAGCAGAGUGCGGAGGGAGCUGGAGGAGGCCAAACGGAAGAUUAAGCAGUGGGAAGACUCCUGGCAGCAAGUGAAGCAGGCGUGUGAUGCGUGGCAGAAGGAAGCCCAGGAAGCCAAAGAGAGGGCAAAAGCUGCGGAUGGUGACCGGUUGUUAGUAUCACAGCAGAAGGAGGAGGUGGAGAAACAGCUGAAAAAGCAGCAGGAGGACUUUGAUGCUUUAUAUCGAAAUCCAAAUUUUCCCCUUUUAAGAAACUUUGGGGAUAUAGACAAGCUUCCUUUACCAAAGCUUCAUUCUAUACAAAGUCAAUUGCGUGCAGAUCUGGACCUUGUAGAUGGGGUAAUUUAUCAGCUCCAGUCGAAGAAAUGCAUAGUUUGCCAAGAGCGGGACCGUUCCAUACUCCUUCAGCCUUGCCAGCAUUAUGUCCUCUGUGAGCACUGUGCACCUAACAACAUUGAAUGUCCCUAUUGCAAAACUAAAGUCAUGAAUUGGUGAUGAAUAUAUUCUAGGUACAUGGAAUCUAGCCUUUUGAAGAACGACUACACUAUCCUAACAAUGAAAGCUGCAGUCCCUGCAUGUCAGAAUGCUUCAUAAUCACACGCCAAGUAGAUCCUAUGCUUGAAAGCGCAAUGGUCAGGCCUCUACUUCCUCUCCAAUUAAAUUGGUGAGUGUUUUUUUAAAAAAAAAGCUUUUACUUUUUCUGUUGAUCCUAAGUCUAUAAACCCAGAAAAGCAACUCGCUCAGUCACUCAGCCAGGCAAUGUUAGGUGACUGAUUGAGGUUUUUUUUGGGUCCAUAAUGAUAUCAGUACAUCAUUGUCAUUUUGCCCGGUUGUCCUGUGUUUACAAAUGAGUCCUUGCGACGUGCAUUAAAAAAGGAAUGCCCCC